This is a messenger RNA of Aegilops tauschii subsp. strangulata, 999 nucleotides long. NCBI's taxonomy places the organism in Eukaryota, Viridiplantae, Streptophyta, Magnoliopsida, Poales, Poaceae. The record is from RefSeq and is a predicted model, not a curated record.
UCACGUGACAGCCGCGUUGAUUGAAAUGGCAGCGACAGACGACAGACCCAGAAUUAUUUUUCGUUUCUUGGGGCGGAAGAAGGUGGCUUGGGCCAGAAAGAAGGAAAGAAAGAAAGAAAGAAAGGGAGAGAGGGAGUAUAGCUAAGGGAGUGGGGUCGUCAGAAAACUCCUCUGCUGCAGUGCAGACCGAUUGGACGCAAGCGCCCACGCCACCCCACCCCACCCCAAACCACACACCCAGGAACUGGUAACCGGCGGCGCGGCGAUGCGGAGGGAGCUGCGCCUGUGGCUCGUGCAGCGGACCACGGCGGUGCGCGACACCAUGGCCGAGCACCGCGACCGGCUCGACAACCUGCGCAUCGCCAUCGAGACGGGGAACGCGGGGUGGGCAGCGGACCUGCGCGUGCUCGUGGAGGAGCGGGUCGCGGUGGACGAGGCGUGGGUCGCGCUCAGGGACUCCAUGGGGAGCCUGCGGGCCGCCCUCGAGCUGGCCGCCUCGCCCGGCCGCCGGCUCGUCACCUGGGCCGUCGGCAGCCAGGAGCAAGGGUACCUUAUGGACGCCAUCAGCCGAGGGCAGGUGGUGCAGGGCCGGCUCAAGAGGGUCGACAACGUGCUGCGCGGCAUGGCCUCCGUCUUCGCCGGCGACGCCACGCGCCCUGCGCUCCUCGGCGUGGACACCGGCGUCGCCCACCAGCGCAUCGUCGACGCCGUCCACGCCUGGGACGACAUGCUGCUGUCUGUGGAGCUGGCGGUCCAAGGCCUCGCCGUUAUUCCUUUUUAGCCUUUUAUUAUUAUUAUUAGGUCGGUUGAUCGAUCGAUGACAAGCAAUGGCAGUCCAGGGGUGGGAUCCUAGGCCCUUUGAUCCUCCAACUUGAUCAAUGUUUUGCUUCAGUCUACAGUUAUCUACUCUACUUCAUUAUGCAGUGAUUUUGGUUAAGUCUGGACUGGUCAGACUAAUAUACUGCUGCCAUCUUGAAUACUACUCCCUCCGUUCCUAAA